CAUGCGCUGAGGGCGGCGGGAUGGGGCUGCGGGGCCGUGGCGGCCGUGCCGGGCCGCCGGCUCCCGGCUGGACGUGCCUGCUGCUCUGCGCCGCGCUCCGGAGCCUGCUGGCCAGUCCGGGCAGCGAGGUGAAUUUACUGGACUCGCGCACAGUAAUGGGAGAUCUGGGAUGGAUAGCGUACCCAAAAAAUGGGUGGGAAGAAAUUGGUGAGGUGGAUGAAAACUAUGCUCCAAUACACACAUACCAAGUAUGCAAAGUAAUGGAACAGAAUCAGAACAACUGGCUUCUGACCAGCUGGAUCUCUAAUGAAGGGGCAUCCCGGAUCUUCAUAGAGCUCAAAUUUACCCUAAGGGACUGUAAUAGCCUUCCAGGAGGGCUUGGGACUUGCAAAGAAACUUUUAACAUGUACUACUUUGAAUCAGAUGACGAAGAUGGGAGGAACAUCAAAGAAAAUCAGUACAUCAAGAUCGAUACUAUUGCUGCUGAUGAGAGCUUCACUGAGUUGGACCUUGGAGACAGAGUUAUGAAGCUAAACACAGAGGUGAGAGAUGUUGGGCCUCUAACCAAAAAGGGGUUUUACCUCGCUUUCCAGGAUGUCGGUGCCUGCAUUGCCCUGGUCUCAGUGCGCGUGUACUACAAAAAAUGCCCAUCAGUGAUCCGCAACUUGGCCCGCUUUCCUGACACCAUCACGGGAGCGGAUUCCUCGCAGCUGCUGGAAGUGUCAGGCGUCUGCGUCAACCACUCGGUGACCGACGAGGCUCCGAAGAUGCACUGCAGCGCCGAGGGGGAGUGGCUGGUGCCCAUCGGGAAGUGCUUGUGCAAGGCAGGGUACGAGGAGAAGAACAACACCUGCCAAGCACCUUCUCCAGUCAGUAGUGUGAAAAAAGGAAAGAUAACUAAAAAUAGCAUCUCCCUUUCCUGGCAGGAGCCAGAUCGACCCAACGGCAUCAUCCUGGAAUACGAAAUCAAAUAUUUUGAAAAGGACCAGGAGACGAGCUACACCAUCAUCAAAUCAAAAGAGACAACUAUUACGGCUGAUGGCUUGAAACCAGGCGCAGCGUACGUCUUCCAGAUCCGCGCACGCACAGCUGCUGGAUACGGUGGCUUCAGUCGAAGAUUUGAGUUUGAAACCAGCCCAGUGUCAGUAGCUGCAUCCAGUGACCAGAGCCAGGUUCCUAUAAUUGUUGUGUCUGUAACAGUGGGAGUUAUUCUGCUGGCUGUCGUUAUUGGUUUCCUUCUCAGUGGAAGUUGCUGCGAUCAUGGCUGUGGGUGGGCUUCUUCUCUGCGUGCUGUUGCCUAUCCGAGCCUAAUAUGGCGCUGUGGCUAUAGCAAGGCUAAACAAGACCCAGAAGAAGAAAAGAUGCAUUUUCAUAAUGGCCACAUUAAACUGCCAGGAGUAAGAACCUACAUCGACCCCCAUACCUAUGAGGACCCGAAUCAGGCCGUGCACGAGUUUGCCAAGGAAAUAGAAGCUUCAUGCAUAACCAUUGAAAGAGUUAUUGGAGCUGGGGAGUUUGGAGAAGUUUGCAGUGGGCGGCUGAAACUGCAGGGAAAACGGGAGUUUCCAGUGGCUAUCAAAACCCUCAAGGUAGGCUACACAGAGAAGCAAAGACGAGACUUCCUGGGAGAAGCAAGCAUCAUGGGGCAGUUUGACCACCCCAACAUCAUCCACCUGGAAGGCGUUGUCACAAAAAGCAAGCCAGUUAUGAUAGUGACUGAGUACAUGGAGAAUGGUUCUCUGGAUACAUUCUUAAAGAAAAAUGAUGGGCAGUUCACAGUCAUUCAGCUGGUUGGGAUGCUGCGAGGCAUUGCAUCUGGGAUGAAGUACCUGUCUGACAUGGGAUAUGUGCACAGAGAUCUUGCUGCCAGGAAUAUCCUAAUCAACAGCAACUUGGUCUGCAAAGUUUCCGACUUUGGGCUCUCCAGGGUCCUAGAAGAUGACCCUGAAGCAGCAUACACUACCAGGGGAGGGAAAAUCCCCAUCCGGUGGACAGCACCCGAAGCAAUCGCCUUUCGCAAGUUCACAUCAGCCAGCGAUGUCUGGAGCUACGGCAUAGUGAUGUGGGAGGUGAUGUCCUAUGGAGAGAGACCGUACUGGGAAAUGACAAACCAAGAUGUGAUUAAAGCUGUGGAGGAAGGCUAUCGCCUGCCAAGUCCCAUGGACUGCCCCGCUGCUCUCUACCAGCUAAUGCUUGACUGCUGGCAGAAAGACCGGAACAGUAGGCCCAAGUUUGACGAAAUUGUCAACAUGUUGGACAAGCUCAUCCGUAACCCAAGCAGCUUGAAGACAUUGGUUAAUGCAUCCAGCAGAGUAUCAAAUUUAUUAGUAGAACACAGUCCGGUGGGAAGCGGUGCCUACAGAUCAGUGGGUGAAUGGUUGGAAGCCAUCAAAAUGGGACGAUAUACAGAGAUUUUCAUGGAAAACGGAUACAGUUCAAUGGAUGCAGUGACUCAGGUGACCUUAGAGGACUUGAGGCGCCUCGGAGUGACACUUGUUGGUCACCAGAAGAAGAUAAUGAGCAGCCUCCAAGAGCUGAAGGUCCAGCUGGUGAACGGGAUGGUGCCCUUGUAACUUGCUUUUGAAGUCACUUCCUCAAGUGAUUGGUCCUGCACUUUGUAUACUAGCCUGGAGAUUUAUUUUAACUAAAAAAACAUAAGGGAAAUUCAGUGAUUUCUGUAACUGAAGGACAUUGGCCUGUGCCAUGUCAUUUAUAAAGCAGUGUUUGACUCAAACUUUCCUUUUCUUCCUAUUUGUGUCCACAUUUUCAUGAAGUAAGUGUAACGUGCAUGGAAUAUGGAAAUGGACCUACUGUACACGAAGUUAACCAGUUUCUUAUGCUUCAGCAGCAACAACGCCAAGCCUUCCCACCACAUGUUGUCUGUACUUGGGAUAUAUAUAUAGCACCUUUAUAUACUGAAUUAUGGCAGCACAUGGUAGUACUUCCAAGGACUUACUUGAAUGGAGAAGUUUUGUAGCCUUUUAUGGGCUCACAAAAGCUGCAGUUUACUGAAGUUUACUUCAAAGUCUUAAAUGUCUACGGAAGUGUAUUGAAGAGCAAUAUGAUUAGAUUAUUUCUUGAUAGAUAUUUUGUUUUGUAAAUUUAAAAGAUGCUGUUACACAGCGUUAAGUUAUAGAGACUAAUGUUAAACUUGUUGCUUGCUCAAUGGCAAAUACAAUACAGGGUGUAUAUUUUUUUCUCUCUAUGUUGCAAGGUCCAUUUUAGUUUGCUCUUCUGUGAGGAUGCUACAUGAAGAUGUAUAUACUGUACAGUUUGCUACACAUCAGGUACAAGUUUUUUUUUUCACAUUGUUUCUUUUUGUUCCCUUUCCCUCCUUGUUUCAUUUCCAUUUGGUGUUGCCGCAAUGCUUUGUAUUCUUGCUGUUGUUUGGUUUUAGCACCAUAUAAACCUUUCGGGAGUUUACCUCAUUACAUAUAUGA
Messenger RNA from Nothoprocta perdicaria, 3440 nucleotides. RefSeq names its product EPH receptor A5 (gene EPHA5). Gene Ontology annotation, molecular function: protein binding; ATP binding; transmembrane-ephrin receptor activity. Bases 21 to 2573 code for a protein of 850 amino acids. The transcript is spliced from 16 exons. Gene Ontology annotation, cellular component: neuron projection; membrane. NCBI's taxonomy places the organism in Eukaryota, Metazoa, Chordata, Aves, Tinamiformes, Tinamidae. The record is from RefSeq and is a predicted model, not a curated record. Gene Ontology annotation, biological process: axon guidance; cell surface receptor protein tyrosine kinase signaling pathway; protein phosphorylation.